AAGAAUUAUUAUUAAUUUAUUAAAUUACUAUAUAUAAACACACAUACAUGAUAUCCCUUGAUUCCCACCAUUCAACCUUAAUCAAUCAUGGAAGACAGUGAGGAUUGUUUUACUAGAAGAAGUCCAACGUUGGGAGGUCAAGGAAAGGGUGCAUGAGGGGGAAGGGCGGCCCGGAAAACGCUCUCUGCACUUUUCGGGGCGUCAGGCAGCGCACAUGGGGAAAAUGGGUGGCCGAGAUCCGUGAGCCCAACCGCGGGGCCCGCGUCUGGCUCGGGACGUUCAACACGUCCCUCGAGGCGGCCCGGGCCUACGACGAGGCCGCCCGGAAACUCUAUGGCCCGUCCGCCAAGCUCAACCUCCUCCCCGCCGCCGACGACCGCUCCUCCUCCUCCCCGUCCUCGUCCACCGUCACCGGGCCCCACGUCUCCGGCGAGGCCUAUUUUUCGUCCUCGGCGACGGUGUUGGAGUGUUACGCCGAGGAGUGCUCGGUGCUCGACGAGGCUUCGGUGUUCCGGGACCGCAAUGGGAAAUAUUUGCUCUGGGAAACUCCGGCGCCGAGCUUGCUCGACGACGACGAAAAAAUAGAGGAUAACUACACCAUCAAAUAGAGGCGAGGGGGUUCAAGAAGUGUUUAUGGUCACAUAAUUAAACUAAGUACAGUCUUUGUUUUGGCGAACAAUAUAUAAAUUGGUACAAAACUCGUGUAAAAAAAAAGCUUAUGUUCAAAUAUUGUAAAUUAAAUAUAGCUUCUUUUUCGUA
Molecule: messenger RNA, 759 nt
Organism: Cuscuta campestris
Lineage: Eukaryota; Viridiplantae; Streptophyta; Magnoliopsida; Solanales; Convolvulaceae
Source: the annotation of a GenBank genome assembly